AUGUCCAACAAACCAUUCCCACCACUUGUGCACCACAAGACCACAUAUCUGCAACCCGCCGAUGCCGCCAAAUCGCUAGCAGCAUACCUCGAAAAAUCGCGAAAAUGCGCCCACCUUCACCCAGACGCAUGGCUUGACCCUACAGGCAUUCGCUUCGGUCCCAAAAGCGGUCCGAAUGGUGGAUGGGCCAUACAUCACCUCAGGCGCAUAGAAGCAGGUCUUCGCGGCGAGUCACUAGCAGUCGAGUCGCGCGAUGACCUUGCAGCUCAACUCGGCGAAGAAGUUCUGAAGGAACAAGAUCCAUACGCCGCUGAAAUCGAAGAGACGAAUGCUGGAGACGACACACGCGUGGACGCGGCAAUUGACGAGACACAACACAAGAACGAAAACGAGAAGACACGGAAGAAGCGUGAGAAGAAGGAGCGUGCCAAGCGUGAAAGGGAAGAACGUGAGGGUGGUGCUUCUACAUCAGCUGGCAGCGAGAGUAGCAAGAAGCGAAAGCGCGCGGCUGAGACAAGCGACGCCGACUCGAAAGCGCCCGGCACUGGAGCCAAUACACCAUACGCAGACUCCAUGACAGCACAUUCGGAAACCUGGCAGACACAGCAAGAGUUCGCGCAAGACCAGGAUAUGCUGGAGGGUGAGAUGGGCGACCGCGGCGCACCGGUCACCAAGCAGGGUGGUGUCCCUGCACCAGUCGUACAGCACGAUCAGCAAGGAGGCGUGAUAGUGCCGAAGAAAGCACUGUCGGCAGAGAAGAAGGCGGCGCGUAAGGCUGCUAAGAAGGCAAGACGAGCUGAGGAGUCGGCAGCUGGUGCCAACACUGCAGCACAAGCCGACGCAGCCUCUGCGGCAAAGAAGCAAUCAUCGUCCCUCGGUCCAGCUGGUGAGCCUCUGGCACCGGGCGCACCAACUUGGCGAAAACAAAUACAUCCGUUCACUGAGGAGGAAGAUGCGACCAUCAUCCGACUGCACGCCAAUGGAGUGAAGUUCAAGCUCAUUGCUGCACAGCUUGACAGAAACACUCUGUCCGUGGAGAAUCGCUUCCACCACCACCUCUCGAGAGGUAAGAUCACUAUCAACAAGUCCGCGGAUCCCCAGACCAAGCGGUACUACUUCAGCAAGGCGGAGGACGAUACGAUUGUGGAGAUGCGCGGGAACGGCAUGGACUUCAGGAAGAUCGCGGCGCGGCUUGGGAGGACCGAGAGUACUGUGAAGCAUCGAUACUACCGCUGGCUCGAGCCUGGUGCAUCCAAAGAGUGA
Fulvia fulva is the source of this 1263-nucleotide messenger RNA. RefSeq lists its product as uncharacterized. The transcript has 3 exons. The record is from RefSeq and is a predicted model, not a curated record. NCBI's taxonomy places the organism in Eukaryota, Fungi, Ascomycota, Dothideomycetes, Mycosphaerellales, Mycosphaerellaceae. Bases 1 to 1263 code for a protein of 420 amino acids.